This is a messenger RNA of Pieris rapae (cabbage white), 4607 nucleotides long. Its product is annotated as protein bunched, class 1/class 3/D/E isoforms. The coding region runs from base 229 to 3336 and encodes 1035 amino acids. The transcript is spliced from 4 exons. The record is from RefSeq and is a predicted model, not a curated record. NCBI's taxonomy places the organism in Eukaryota, Metazoa, Arthropoda, Insecta, Lepidoptera, Pieridae. Gene Ontology annotation, biological process: regulation of transcription by RNA polymerase II.
GCGCAUAAAUGGCCGCCAUGUUGCUGCCGUCUGAAAGAUGUUCACAUCUGUGUGUGUUUACUAAUGAAUUUUAAGAACUUUAAUAGUUAAAUUACCGUGUUCGUGAAAUUGUGAGUGUACAAUGGUUUUAUUUUACAUAUGUUAUUGUGUUUAAAAGUCUAUCAAAUGUCUCUGAGACCAACAAACAGUGAAAUUUUCUUUAGGUAGUCAUUCAAGUCGGACGGCAUAAUGGCUGACAAUCUGAUUCAAAAGUCACAUAAAAAUAGUGAAAAAAACAAGUAUAACAACGUUGUUCAUCGCACUACAAGUGAAUCUCUUCGACUGAACGAGUCAGAGAAGGGAGUGACUCAUCCAACAAGUCUUCAAUCCACUCAUAACCCAAGGAAAAUAUCUUCCUUUCAGAUCACCAGUGUGACUGUGGGCUCUCGGGUGAGCACUGAUGCUGGAGAAGACUCUGCCGACGAUCUAGACGAAUCUCACACCGAUGACAUUUCAAGGGUCACCGACAUAGAGAAUGAAACACCGAGUUACUCGGAGGACACCUUUUCUAAAGACGAUGUAUUUUACAACGCAUCGAGUGCAUCGCUAGGUUGUGCGCCCGUGAUUCCAACGAGUUCACAAUACGGUCUCGCGAUAGUGGGCCAGGACCCCAACACCGCCCAGACUGGAGGAGUAGUGCCAAAUAGUAAUAACACGGAAGUUAAUGACAUGCAUGUCAGUGUAACUAACGCCGGAACCGGCAGCAUUAUCAAUCUUAUAGGUAAUGCUGCUAAACCCCAAGAAGGUAUGAAAGAGAUACAGGAACAUGUUAGAAAUGAAAGAUUCAAAGUUGUGAAAAUAGAAAGUACGGAACCGUUUCGCCGUGGCAGGUGGAUGUGUAUGGAUUACCUAGAUCAUACAACAACUCAACAAAAUACUCCAAUCACAUUAAAUAAUAAUAUUGAUAUAUCUGAAACGGCAAAUUUGCAAGCUCCAGAUAGUGGUGUUGUGAUAAAUGAUAGUCAACAUGAUGAUAUGUGUAAUGACUUAUCUUGUAAAGGGCCUAAAGAUCAAGUAAGUGUACCAGUGCAGCAAAUAGAUCAUAGUGUUCAGAAACAAUUUCCUAUGGCUUCCCCCGGUCAAUCAUUGACUCAGCCAAUAAAUAUAGUUCAACAACAAAUGCCAGUGAAUCAAUCAGUGUCUGUUCAAUCACCACCUAUGGAGAUGCCACAACAGAUGACUAAUCAGAAUAUACAAACUAAUCAGCAAGUGGCGCAGCAGCAUCCGCAGAGUAUGACCCAUAUCACCAUGCAGAAUACUGCGCAGGGUCAUCCUCAGCCACCACAACAACAACAGGUCCAGCAAAUUCCUCAGAGCUUCCCCCAGCACCAACUUCAGCAAGUUAUUGCUCAAUCGCAAAAUAUGGCUUUGCAACAAAUCCCCAUGCACCAACAGAUGCCACAACAAAUGCAACAAAUUCCUAAUCAACAAAUGCAGCAAAUCAGUCAACACAUCCCACAAGCUCAGAUUUCUAACAUGCAACUUCAACAGCAAAUACCACAGAUGCAGGGCAUUCCUAAUCAAGGCCAAAUGCCCCAAGUUGCUACACAACAGCAACAAAUGCAACAGAUUCAAAUGCAGCCUAUGCAGGGGCAACCUAACCCACAAAUGCACCAAAUGCAACAAGCUCAGAUUUCUAACAUGGGUCAGACCCACCAUAUGCAAGGACAACAGCCUAUGGGACCUCAACAAGCUCAGUUGCAGCAUUUGUCUAAUCAAGCCCAAAUUCAAGCUUUACAGAAUCAACAAAUACCAAACCAUAUUCAGCAAAUGCAAAUACCAGCACAGCUUGCUGCACCAAACCAACAGAUUUCUCAAAUGCAACAACAAAUGCAUCAAAUAUCAUCACAGCCACAGCAAUCGGUUGUCACAGGAAUGCACCCGCAAAUGCAACAACAAGGAAUGGCAGUGCCACAACCACAAUACAAUCAAGUAAAUCAACAGCCAAAUGCUCAGUCUAUGAUGAGUGCCAAUAUGCCAUCAUCACAACAAACUAUGGUUCAACCACAACAUACUGUACCACAAUAUCAUACACAACAAUCACAAAUGAGUCAACAAGGGCAAACAUUGCCACAAGAGGUGCUGAAUAACAUUGUUACAUCACAGCAAGGUGCCACUUUACCCUCUAAUCUCCAACCAAUGGUCACCCAACCACAAGGAUCUACACUACCUGCGAAUCUCCAAAGCUUAGCUAGUCAGCAGCAAGCUCCAGUUCACACUAUGGCCCAACAACAAAAUGUGCCUCAAGGAAAUAUUCAAAUGAUGACUGGAGCCCCACAAAAUAUACAAAUGACCCUAGAAAAUCAACCUAACAUGCAGAUACCUGCUUCAGAUCCAAUGUUUAUGCAACAAGGUGUUGCUCAACAAUUGCCCUCCCAUAUGACCCAACAACAAAAUAUAAUGCAGCAGCAAGUCCCAGGGCAGCAGAUGGGAGGAGUACAAUAUGUUCCUAAUCAGCCAGUGUCUCAAGUAUCUAUGGGCCACCAAAACAUUCCUAUGUCUAUGCAGCAAAGCAUGCCAGUUGGAAUGGGUGGACAAGUCCACUCAAAUGUAGUGCAGGCGCAGAAUAGCAUGGGGCUAUCAUAUGGGGGUGUUGUGCCUGUGAUGUCUCAGAGCAGUGUCGCGCCGGUCGAGACAGUGUCAGGAACUAAUUCGCCAGUUGUAUCAAUGCCCGCGAGUUCUACAGCAUAUGUAGCUAGUGCUGCCCAACCGGGGCUUGAUAGUCAGGGUUUCGGUAGCCCUGUGAGUGUAGUGUCGCAUGCUGUGAGUGGUGCAGUGAUGAGCAAUGUGAAUGUGUGUGAAAGUGGUGCUCCGGAUGUUACCUCGGAUGGUAUGCAGGCAGCUGAUGCAGGCGAUGGUAAAGAGGAUGCCCACACAGCUCCUGCUCCUGAAGAUGAAAGCAUCAGCGGGCUGGCGUUGGCGCUCGGUGGCAGCGGUACCGGCAGUCCCUCAACGGCGGUGGAGACCCGAGAUUCGACGGCGACUUCACGUGCACCCUCGCCUCCGCCUUCGGAUAGGCAGCAACACACCAGCGCAUCUGGCACUAGCGCCGUGGCAAUCGACAAUAAGAUCGAGCAAGCUAUGGAUCUGGUUAAGAGCCACUUGAUGUUCGCGGUGCGCGAAGAAGUGGAAGUACUAAAGGAGCGCAUCGCUGAACUAAUGGAGAGGAUCAAUCAGUUGGAGGUGGAGAAUAGCUAUCUGCGCGCACACGCCAGCCAAGACACGUUGGCGCAAUUACCGGUGGUGGGCAGCAAGCCUCCGCCACAGGCGCAGGGUCCUCAGCCGCCCGUGUCAUAAGCUUAGCGGUCUCUCGAACGCCGCCGGUGAUGCCGGCUCGGCUCUUUCGGCCUCCCCCUCGGCGCGCGACACGCGGGAACGAGUCACAAUGGCUGUGCUAUGUUAAUUCGUAGGUUAACAGAUGGACGCAGCGCCGAGGGAAGGAGUGGGCACACAACGUGCAUAGCAUAUCGGAGUACAUGUGAACGUGGCUAGUGUAGAGCCCGCAGCGGCCUGUUUAGCCUUCGAUUAUUAUGCUUCAAUACAUAGAUAUAUUUUUCUGUUAUUUAAUCUUUAGGGUGCAGAAUUUCGUGCUAACUGCCAUGCUUUUGCUGCGCGUCUCGACUGAGACUUUUUAGUGUUUCGACGUUACGUCUGUAUGAUUUUGAUUUUAGGCAUCGCUAUCCAUAUAAUGUAUUCCAUAUAAGUAAAUUAAGUCGUGUGUUUAUGAUAAAAUAGUCGGAUAUAUCUACGCAUUGAACAAUUGACUGUUAAUUUAUUUUGUACUUUUUGUAUGUAUUUAAGUUAUUUAUCUUGUUACAUUUAAAUCGCAAGAUCAUCGAUAGAUGUACUGAUUGUGUUGUGUGCUUUAUCAUUUAGUUGUAUUUUGAUUCAUACACUUUAAAUAGUGUUCGGACAUCAACGAGUGAUGUUUAGCGUUAUACUAAAGAGUCUGUAGAUGUAGUCGAUGUGAGAGUAUGGCCUCGUGCAAGCGCUGGCUUUAGAAAAUUUUGCACGCUGAAACUGAAAAAAAAAAUCUAUUUUUAUUCCAAACCUAUAUCGAUAAUAGAGUUUACACAUAGCAAUUUAACAUUGUAUUUUUUUAAAUAUUAUAAAUUGUUUGUAUAUAGUACAAGUUGUAAGUCGGGUGAUGUAUAUAGGGUAGUACGUCCGAUGCCAUCAGAGAAUGGCUUAAAUGAAGUAAUGAAAUAUGUACGCUGUAAAUCGCUUUAUUGUUUAUCGUAAACAAAAGAACAAAGUGGCUGGAGACUGAUUGUAUGGAAAGAUUGUAAAUGUAAUUAAUGGGUCAGUGAAUGUGAGCCUUGGUUUCGUAGUCCCAGCAAAGGAACGUACUAGAGUAGAGUUUUAUACAAGACUACUACAUAUAUGUGUAUAGAUGAUCUAUUUAGUCCUCUUAAUUAUUGUGAAUAUGCCGUAAUUUUACUUCAUUGCUAGAUAUGAUAAUAUAAUUCUGAAAAUUGUAAAUAUAUUGUAAACAGAAUGUCCAUUGUAGCUUAUGUUGACCAGAAAGGUUCCUCAUACCCAAUAAAUGCAGAACUACUCAAAAUCGU